AUGAUAAAAGCGAUACAAUUGAUAGGUAUGUUUAUCGAUUUUCUCUGGACUACAAUGUAGUCUACAUGAUUUCGUCAAUUAUUUACAAUUAGGCAGGAAAAUGUUGAAUCCUCGAGUUAUCGUAUCUCAAAAUGAAGCGGAUAUCAAGAAUCAGAAAUCGAUUGUAACAGUUCUUGGAUGGGCUGGAGGAUCGGAGAGAAAUGUGGAAAAAUAUGCGAAGAUUUAUCAGGAUAAAGGGUGAGUUUAGAUGACAUGUGUAAAUCAAAAUCGAAAUUUGCAGGUUCAAAACAAUUCAAUACACCGCUCCAGCUUAUAAUAUUGGCUGGGGAGUUGGAAAAUCUCGAAAAGUCACCGAACUCGCUGAAACUUUGGAUAAAUUGAUCAAAAAGGAUCCGAAGAAAAAACUCAUUUUUCACGUAUUUUCGAUGAAUGGAGUAUUCACAUUUUGCUCGUUGAAUAUACAAUAUCCGGAAUUGAGAAUAAUGGAGAAAUGUGAGGGAAUGUUUUUCGAUAGUUGUCCGAUUCAUAAUAUUGAUGGAGAUUGGAAAAUGAUUAAGGCUUAUUCGAUUGUUAUGAAACAUGUUUAUGAUAGCAUGGUAAGCAUUUUGGAGGAGAAACUUGUGAGAAUGUCGUCUAUUUUUUUUCAAAGAAAAAAUUUAGUCUUCAAAUCAUUUUCGUGUACCGAAUUAAAAUGUCAAAAAAAUUUCAAAUAUACAAAUUUUUUGAAACGUAUUUUUCAGAAGUCAAAUUUUAAGGCGGAAAAUUUGGAAGCAUAAAAAUUAUUCUGAUUUUGAGUAAAUGUUCAGUUCAAAUUUGAAAAAAUCUCAAAUUUCAGAAAAUACUUUCUGAAACCUGAGAGAUUUUCCAAAAAAACAUGCUAGCCACGUCAUAACUCAUUUACAGAAUCAAGUAAAGGUCUACUAAAAAAAUAAAUUCCUUCUUUCAGAAAAUCAACACAAACUUCAUCACAAAUAGCAUCUACGAAGUGUCGAAAUUCCUAGCAAUCAUGAAAUAUGUCUAUUCCUCAAUUCGCGACAAAACCCUCGUCAAAAGCGGCUUAGCCGAAAUCGAGCAAGUUUCAUCCUAUCAUUAUCUUCUCAAAAAUCCCGAAUUACCCAAAGUUUUAUCAUUUGUUUAUUCGGACGGCGAUUUGGUUUGCGAUGCGAAAUUGAUUCAUGAAUUUCAAGAAAAAGUACGGGAAAAUAGGAGGAGGAAUGUGAUUAGUACGAGGUAUACGGAUUCACUGCAUGUUGAGCAUUUUCGACGAUAUCCGAAGGAGUAUUUAGCCCAAAUUGAUGAGUUUUUGAGGAAGAUUGAAGAGUCAAGAGGAGAUUUUAACUCGAAGUUAUAG
Molecule: messenger RNA, 1351 nt
Organism: Caenorhabditis angaria
Lineage: Eukaryota; Metazoa; Nematoda; Chromadorea; Rhabditida; Rhabditidae
Source: the annotation of a GenBank genome assembly